CGUCGCGACCGGUAACGGCGUCGCCGCGGCCUUUGGCGCCUUCCGCGGGGCCGGGCUGCCCGGGGGGCGGCGGCGGCGGCGGCGGCGGCGGCGGCUGCGGCGGCUGCUGCUGAAGGCCCGGGGUGCCGACCCGCCAUGGCGGAGGCGAGCGGAACCCGCGAUUUCUCUUUCUCGCUGAGCUCGGGCGGGGAGCGCGGCCGCCACUCGCUGCCGUCCACCUCGGACGAUGGCGCCAUGCCUCAGCACAAGUCGCCCCGGCUGUCGGGCCGCCGGCGCCCGCCCGCCUCCCGGGAGGAGGGAGAGGAGCCGGAGGCGGUGGGCGAGCUGCUCCGGCGGUCGGAGAGCGCCGUGGGCUCCGGCGAUGAGCGCAGCAGGAGGGUGAUCCGCAACCAGUACCGGGAGCUCAUCUACAGCGUGCAGCAAAAUCGUGAGGAUAUCCUGAGUUCAAAGAGUAACAGACUGACAGAAGCUUUGGAAGAAGCCAAUAAACUGUUCAGUGGAGUUUCCUGUGCACGAGAGGCUGCGCUAGAUGCCCAGUUUCUUGUCUUGGCAUCAAAUCUAGGAAAGGAGAAGGCGAAUGAAUUGCACUCUGAGAUGGCAGCAUUUGAUUCACUAGUAUUUGCAGAAGACUUGCUAACCUUCAUGGGUAUAAAUCGCAUAGAAGUAGAAGAAAAUAGUAAUGAUUCUGAGGGCAUUUCAGGUGGCUAUUUACCUAGUAAUGCCUGGCAUAAACUGGGAGAAGAAACAGAAAAGUACUUCAGAAGAGCACCUUCUUUUCACUAUAUGUUGGGAUCUUUCAAGUCUGAUCCACCUAUACCAAGGCAACGGAUUGAGCGGCAGAAAAAGGCUACAGGAGGAGAAGAAAAACGGGCAAUGCCGGCUCAGUUAAAAAAAAUGGAGGAGUCUCAUCAGGAAGCUACAGAAAAAGAAGUAGAGAGGAUCUUGGGAUUAUUGCAAACUCAUUUUAAAAAUGAUCCUGAUACACCUAUUUCCUUCUUUGAUCUUGUGAUUGAUCCAAACUCUUUUGCACGCACUGUGGAAAACAUCUUUCAUGUGUCCUUCAUUAUAAGGGAUGGUUUUGCAAGAUUAAAGCUGGAUGAUGAUAAAUUGCCAAUAAUAGAGCCUUCAAAAGAUGAGAGCAGGGAGGAUGAGCGUGGUGUUAGAGCACAGAACCAGCUUGUCAUAUCUCUGACCCAUCAAGAAUGGAAGGAGAUUGUAGAAACGUAUGAAAUAACAGAACCCAUGAUUAGCCCUCCUUGUCGUACAAAUGAAGAUGAAAUGGAGAUACCUUAAUUCUUCACGUGCCUUAAAGAAAAUAUUUUUAAAUGUUUCCUUCAGAAAAUAUUUUAUAUGUAUAUAUUGUAAAAUUAAAUUUAUUUUUUAUUGGAAUAUCUCAACACUUAAUAUAAGUUGUCUUGUUUGUACCUGUCACAGUUUUUUUUACCAUAUACUUUCUAUUUAUUAUGGCUUAGUUUACUAGUUUUUAGAUGCCAGUAAACUUUAUAAAAGCUUUCACAAAAAGGAAGUGCUAUCCUUCUUUCAUCCUUUGUCUCUCCCCAAUAGCAGCCUGCAACUGGCACAGUUAACCAUCUCUGCUGUGAUAAUCUUGUUAUCUAGAUGAUCUUGGGUGCUGCAGAAAUUGAUACUGUAUUUCAGUUUUUACUCUUCUGGAAAUCAAGCUCUGAGCUUAGAAAUUUGAUCUCAAAGAUAAAAAUUCCUCCUUUUUUAUUUCCUCAAGUCCAUUGUGUGUAUUUGGUUUUGUAAUGUAGGCAGGGUAGCUGUUUUAGGCCGUGACAUUGUUUUCUUCCAAAUAAAUAAAGUCUAGCUCCAUCUCUAUAAAAUGCUCUUCGGAA
This is a messenger RNA of Tyto alba (common barn owl), 1853 nucleotides long. It is a transcript of the gene NSMCE4A, whose product is annotated as NSE4 homolog A, SMC5-SMC6 complex component. Bases 136 to 1293 code for a protein of 385 amino acids. Lineage: Eukaryota; Metazoa; Chordata; Aves; Strigiformes; Tytonidae. The transcript is spliced from 11 exons. Gene Ontology annotation, cellular component: Smc5-Smc6 complex; nucleus. Gene Ontology annotation, biological process: DNA repair. The record is from RefSeq and is a predicted model, not a curated record.